AUGACAUCCGGGAAACGAUGCUUUGUCGCCGUAGGCGCAACCGCGCCCUUCAACAGUCUAGUCCGUGCCGUUCUGGAACCGGUAUUUAUCAAGGCACUUCGUGAAGCCGGCUACUCGCAGCUACAAAUCCAAUAUGGCGAUCAAAGCGGGCAAAACACAUACCGCGAGGGAGUCCAGCUAUUAAACGAACAGGAACCACACGAUGGCUUCCAAGUCUCAGGCUUUGGCUUCAAGAAGGAAGGCCUAGCAGACGAAAUGCGGGCCGUGAAGGGCUCGUCACCAAAGACCGAAGGCAUGGUCAUCAGCCACGCCGGCUCUGGCUCCAUCCUUGAUGCCCUCCGCAUCGGGGCGCCGAUUGUGGUCGUCCCCAAUACGGAUCUUCUGCAUAACCAUCAGGUUGAAUUGGCCGAGGCCCUUGCCGAGCAGGAAUACGUGAUCCACGGAAAGGUGGAUGAUCUCGCCUCAGCCAUUGCCGAGGUGGAGGCCCUGAGGAGGAAAUCCAAAAAGUGGCCGCCGCCGAGGUCCGGAGAGGGGAAGUAUAAGCGUGGUUUGCAGGACGUUAUGUACGAGGAGAUGGGGUGGCAGAUUGAUUGA
This is a messenger RNA of Cladophialophora yegresii CBS 114405, 594 nucleotides long. RefSeq lists its product as uncharacterized. The transcript has a single exon. Gene Ontology annotation, molecular function: hexosyltransferase activity. Gene Ontology annotation, biological process: dolichol-linked oligosaccharide biosynthetic process. The record is from RefSeq and is a predicted model, not a curated record. Lineage: Eukaryota; Fungi; Ascomycota; Eurotiomycetes; Chaetothyriales; Herpotrichiellaceae. Bases 1 to 594 code for a protein of 197 amino acids. Gene Ontology annotation, cellular component: UDP-N-acetylglucosamine transferase complex; extrinsic component of endoplasmic reticulum membrane.